Molecule: messenger RNA, 626 nt
Organism: Fundulus heteroclitus (mummichog)
Lineage: Eukaryota; Metazoa; Chordata; Actinopteri; Cyprinodontiformes; Fundulidae
Product: arginyl-tRNA--protein transferase 1-like
Exons: 3
Biological process (GO): protein arginylation
Cellular component (GO): cytoplasm
Molecular function (GO): arginyl-tRNA--protein transferase activity
Source: RefSeq, a predicted model, not a curated record
UUUUGUUUCGUUUGCCCCUUACAGGGAGAUUGCUUUCACCAGGCAGCUGCAGAAACAGUCCCCCAAGCUGUGCUACUACUACCUGGGCUUUUACAUUCACUCCUGCCCCAAGAUGCGUUAUAAGGGACAGUACCGGCCCGCUGACCUCCUCUGCCCAGAAACCUACGCGUGGGUGUCGAUAGAGCGAUGCGUGCCUCUGCUCGACAGCUCCCGCUAUGCUCGUCUGAAUCAGGAUCCUGAUGCAGGUGACGCUCGAGCGCUCAAUGAUGUGGGCAGAGCUCUGGUGCUGCACCGGCGCGCCGUCAUGCCCUACGUCGUCUACAGCCUCAAACGUAAGGGCCCCAGCGACGAGGCCGAGGUGAAGCAGUACGCCAGCCUGGUGGGCCAGGACUGCGCGGAACGGAUCCUGCUCUACCGCUCCUGAAGGAGGGGCGUCGUACCUCAAACCCCACCCCCCUUUCCCUUUUAGCUUGCGUGCAAAUACACAUGGCCCAGAAGUAUCGUCUGUUUGCUUCGUCCCUAAAAGUGCUCUCUGCUGCAGCCUCCCUAUGCUUACCUCCUCACGAGCAGCAACAAUGCAGCUGCUGCAGCCACGAUGCGGCUGCUGCAGCAACAACGAUGCAGCU